Messenger RNA from Strigops habroptila (Kakapo), 2665 nucleotides. RefSeq names its product arginyl-tRNA synthetase 1 (gene RARS1). Bases 854 to 2623 code for a protein of 589 amino acids. The transcript is spliced from 16 exons. Gene Ontology annotation, biological process: arginyl-tRNA aminoacylation. Gene Ontology annotation, cellular component: cytoplasm. Lineage: Eukaryota; Metazoa; Chordata; Aves; Psittaciformes; Psittacidae. The record is from RefSeq and is a predicted model, not a curated record. Gene Ontology annotation, molecular function: ATP binding; arginine-tRNA ligase activity.
GUAGGAAUGCGAAAGCAGGUCAGGCUGCCGGCUCCGUCCCAGCCAGUGGCUGGUGCUGACAGCACAGUACAGGAGAGCCACGUCCUACAGGUGAACUUCUCCUGUGUUGCCCCCCAAGAGCAGGUAACUCAGAGACUCUGGACGUUUGGCUUGUGGUUUUUUGCCUGCCAUGCACACGUGUUCUAAAGUCACCUUUCAGUAAGCUUUCUACUCCCAAUUCAAUCACAGGAUAAGCACUGCCAUGAAAUGCUGAGGUAGUAGAUCUGGCUGUUGAAUCUUUGCAACUCGUUUUUGCAUUUCCCCUUUAUAGCUGCUGGGAGAGGGAAGCAUCUCAGGUGUGCUCCCCUUGCUGUCACUAUGAUCUGGUCUUUAGUCCAUAAACAGGUUUCCAAGGAAGAGGAGGGUGUUCAGCUCUGUAACUCCAGGAGGCUGAAGGAGGCCACGUGGAAUUACUGAGCCUGACUUUUAUCUGUCACGUCGCUCCCAGCCACGUCCUCCCUGUGCCAGCUCCAGCAUGAGCCCAUGGUGAACCGGCUGGCAGGAAUCAUGAGCUCCUUGGGAGAACAGCCCAACAAGGAGCAGUGUAAGGGGAAGAUUUCUAGUUCUCAGCUGACCAAAGAGCCUUGGAGAUGUCAGCAUGGCCUCAUGUAGUUCCUGCAGCUUCUCAUGAGGUGGUCAUCAGGAAAACGAGAUCAGGUUGUUAACUGCAGAGAUUGAGCGUCUGAAGAACUCUGGGUGCUUGGGAGUGUCCCCGAGUGUGGAAGGGCUGCGGGACGAGAACGCGAAGCUCAAGUAUCGCUUGAACUUCCUUCGGAAGAGCCUUCAGGAGGAAAGAAGUAAACCAGCAAAAAGCAUGAUUAAUAUCAACAGCUGCCUUCAGGAGAUCUUCGGAGCUGCUAUUCAGGCUGCCUACCCAGAGCUAGAAAACCCUCCACUAGUGGUGACACCAAGUCAGCAGCCCAAAUUUGGAGAUUACCAGUGUAACAGCGCCAUGGGCAUCACACAGAUGCUGCUCAAAACCAAGGAACAGAAGAUCAGCCCAAGAGAAAUCGCUGAGAAAAUAACAAAACAUAUUCCUGCCAAUGAAUGCAUUGAGAAGGUUGAAAUUGCUGGGCCUGGUUUUAUCAAUGUCCACUUGAGAAGGGAUUUUGUGUCGAAGCAGCUGAGCAGUUUGUUGGUGAAUGGUGUUCAGCCACCGGCUGUUGGCAAAAGGAAAAAGGUGGUGGUGGAUUUCUCAUCCCCUAACAUUGCGAAGGAGAUGCACGUUGGCCACCUGCGGUCCACUAUCAUUGGAGAAAGCAUGUGCCGGCUGUUCGAAUUUGCAGGAUAUGAUGUUUUGAGGUUAAACCAUUUAGGAGACUGGGGCACCCAGUUUGGAAUGCUCAUUGCUCACCUCCAAGACAAAUUUCCGGAUUACUUAACGGUUUCUCCUCCCAUUGGGGAUCUCCAGGCUUUUUACAAGGAGUCCAAGAGGCGGUUUGACACAGAGGAGGAGUUCAAGAAACGUGCCUACCAAUGUGUGGUGCUGCUGCAGAGCAAAACCCCCGACUUCAUCAAAGCCUGGGAGCUCAUCUGCGACGUGUCACGGAAAGAGUUCCAGAAAAUCUACAACUGCUUGGACAUCACACUCACAGAGAGAGGAGAAUCAUUCUACCAUGAGAUGAUGAAAGACAUCGUGAAAGAAUUUGAAGAUAAAGGAUUUGUCCAGGUUGAUGAUGGCCGGAAGAUCGUGUUUGUCCCAGGUUUCCCUGUCCCAUUGACAAUCAUGAAAUCAGAUGGAGGUUACACCUAUGACACAUCUGACUUAGCUGCUCUUAAGCACAGGCUGUGUGAAGAGAAGGCUGAUAUCAUUAUCUAUGUUGUUGAUAGUGGCCAGUCGGGGCAUUUACAGACAGUGUUUGCAGCUGGGCACAUGAUCGGCUGGUAUGAUCCCAAAGUAACCAGAGUGGCACAUGCCGCGUUCGGAGUGGUGCUGGGAGAGGACAAGAAGAAGUUCAAAACUCGUUCAGGGGAUACAGUGCGUCUUAUAGACCUGCUGGAGGAAGGGCUGAAACGAGCUAUGGACAAGCUGAAGGACAAGGAGCGGGACAAGGUCCUCACGGCAGAAGAGCUGAAAGCUGCCCAGACGUCGGUUGCUUUUGGAUGUAUUAAAUAUGCAGAUCUCUCCCACAACAGACUAAAUGAUUACGUGUUCUCCUUUGACAAGAUGCUGGAUGACCGGGGGAACACAGCUGCUUACUUGCUGUACGCCUUCACCCGCAUUAGGGCCAUUGCCCGCCUGGCCAACAUUGACGAGCAGAUGCUGCGGAAGGCAGCCAGGGAGGAGGUGCUUAUCCUGGACCAUGAGAAGGAGUGGAAACUGGGCAAAUGCAUCCUGAGGUUCCCCGAGAUCCUGCAGAAGAUCCUGGAGGACUUGUUAUUGCACACGCUCUGUGACUACCUUUAUGAGCUGGCCACCACCUUCACUGAGUUCUACGACAACUGCUAUUGUGUUGAGAAGGACAGGCAGAGUGGUCAUAUCGUGAAGGUGAACAUGUGGAGGCUGCUGCUCUGCGAAGCCACUGCCACCAUCAUGGCCAAAGGAUUCGACAUCCUGGGCAUUAAGCCUGUGCAGAGGAUGUAGCUGUUUCCUGUGGGGUGACAAUAAAGGGACUGAACAACUGGA